Molecule: messenger RNA, 701 nt
Organism: Oppia nitens
Lineage: Eukaryota; Metazoa; Arthropoda; Arachnida; Sarcoptiformes; Oppiidae
Gene: mRpS18C
Product: 28S ribosomal protein S18c, mitochondrial-like
Exons: 4
Coding region: 63-524 (153 amino acids)
Biological process (GO): mitochondrial translation
Cellular component (GO): ribosome; mitochondrial small ribosomal subunit
Molecular function (GO): small ribosomal subunit rRNA binding; structural constituent of ribosome
Source: RefSeq, a predicted model, not a curated record
UGAUUGGCUAUAAAUGAGUGUAUUAUAGGUUAAUGUAUUAAUGCAAACAUGUGUUCAAAACAAUGAAUGUAUUAUUAAUUAGAGUGGUUAACGGUUUGACACGAUUGUCACCAACAGUGACCAGAUUUAGUCAAUCGAUUGCAUUUGAGUCAAGUAUUUCUGUUAUACCGAAGGAAUACACAAAAGACUGGAAACAAUCGGAAGAAUACACCAAAGAUUUGCCCGACCCAACUCUGGCCAAUCCAUAUAAUAAGCCCAAGAAGUUAUGUAUUUUAUGUAAAUAUGGUAUUAAAGUUGAUUAUAAGAAUACCCAACUUUUGUCUCAAUUUGUUAGUCCAUAUACGGGACGACUGUAUGAUAAGCACAUCACCGGCUUAUGUGAAAAACAACAUCAAGUGUUAAAACAAGAGUAUGAAAAAUCUGUCGCAUAUUACCUGAUGUCCAGUGAUUUUCGCGAACCAAAGUACGCAAAGGAUCCUAAACUGUUUGAUCCAACACGACCUCAACGACCCAAUCCUUAUUGAUAUUUUGAUUGUAAUUUAGUUUUCAUAUCAUUUAUUAAACAGACUUUAAUUAAUUAAAUGUUUAUCAUAUUUGAAAUUAAAAUUAAAAUUUAUUCGGUUUUUAUGUAAUGAAGAUAUUUUUGAUUUGGGUGUGAAUUAAAUUACUAAAUCAACAAAAUUAUAAUAUAAUAAACAUUU